This is a messenger RNA of Aspergillus pseudonomiae, 2218 nucleotides long. RefSeq lists its product as uncharacterized. The record is from RefSeq and is a predicted model, not a curated record. The transcript is spliced from 2 exons. Lineage: Eukaryota; Fungi; Ascomycota; Eurotiomycetes; Eurotiales; Aspergillaceae. The coding region runs from base 407 to 2041 and encodes 544 amino acids.
CUGCUGGGAAUCGAACCCAGGUCGAUUCGGGGCUGCGGAACUAACCACAACGAAGCAUGAUAACCACUACACUACAGCACCUUGAAUUGGUGAUUAUUUGCUCCUUUAUUUGAGUAAUAUGCUGCAUAUAUAUCAAAACCCUCUACUAAAGCAUGGCAGUAUACUGUGUAGAUCAGAUAACCAAGAUCUGUUUGAGUUUACGUGUAGACCAGGUUGCUCGAAACUUGGUAUACAAUCGGUAGACAGAUAUCCGUAUCAAUUACGCAAAACAAACCAUGGAUUAUGACCAUGACCGGGGUAAUUGUUAUUACACGUGGUUGUCGCAUAUCGAUAAGCGUCGCGACACCGCGAUUCUCAGCCUUCUACAACAUCACAUCUCUCAGUCGACGAGCAAUCACCCCAGUCAAUGGCUGUGGCAGACGAAGAGGCGCCCUCGCCUCUCUACCGUCCUGCUAGGGUACUUCCCUUUGAGCUGGUCCAACAUGUAGGCAUUUUCUUUGAAGAGAAGCUCUACACGCAAGCUCUAAACCUACUCCUAAAUAUCAUCACCACGGGCACAAUCCCUCCAACGCCAGUCUACGUCCCAUCGCCCCAGCAUCUCGCUCUCGCCGCGACAUUCCUCGUCCAUCCCUCCACCACCACCCGGGCGAAAACCGCUGAGCAAGAAGAAUCCUCCAAUGUCUCCCUACGACUUCUCCGCCUCGCAAACACCCUCGCCGGCCCAGUGUCCGCCAAACUCGGGACAGCAUUCUCCUUCACCCACUUUGAGACCUCUCGCCAGGGACGCCGCCGGCGCACCGAAGACGAGCACCCACCCGACGAUGACCUGAAGCCGCUGAACCUCGACCUGGCCCAGUCUGCCUCCGUGUGGUCCCGCGCAGAGGACUUCUGGCACGCAGUCGGAUGGGCUUUUAACUGUUCCGUGCUCCACCGUGAACGCUGGGAAAAGUGGCAGAUCUGGCUCGAAUACAUGUGCGAAGUGCUCGAAGACGAUUGGAACGAACGCAAAAGAAUGAGCGACCACGCCUCGAACACCGAUCACAAAGCCCUCAAAGACAGUCUAAUCCUCCGCUAUAUAACUGAAACAACAGUAGUACAUGGGCGCAACCGACGGAUCCUCCGCGCGAUCUUCGCAGACGGUGGUUCGGCCUCUGCCAACGAAUUCCGCGAGGUCUUCCACCACGAGCUGAAAAAACCAAAGCAAGACAAGAAUACCAAGAAACGCGAAGUGCAGGUCAACAUCGAUGAAGACCAAUACGGCGACUAUCUAACCGAUGACGACGAGUCUUCCGAUAACAACAACAAGAACGACCCAGGCACGGCCUCAAAACGACCAACCCGACAAACCAAACGACCCCGACGAGGCACCCGCGCCAAAGACGCCAAAUCAACCGACGCAGUCAAUCCCACGUCAGCAGUCUACGCCCUCAGCGAUGUCUCCUCACACGGCGGCUUCCAAUCUCUGGCUCUCCGCCAACGUCUCCUCCACCUCCUCUCUGGUGUAGCGGAGACUCUCCCCGACGUCUUCAUCCCCCUCGAGGAGCUCUACCACUACUUCGUCGAAAACAUCCGCCAUCUCCCCCUCCCCGUCUUCCAGGCUCUCGUCGCCCCGUCAACACUGCCCUAUUUCUCCUCAGAAGCGUGCACAACCCUCUGCGAAUGCCUGCUCUUCCGCAUCCGUGAAAGCGCAGCCCCAGACACCGACGAGGAGUAUCUCAGCCAAGCAAAGCUCGAAGAAUGUUUCCUCCCCUACGCGGCAAGUUCGACCAGCGUAGUGGACAACACCAAGAUGUCGAUUCUCCUUGAGACACUACUGAUCCUACUCGCAAACAGCGACAUGCUAAGGGUGACUACGGAGCUGCAAGAAGCGGUGGAAGAGGGUAUCCAGCGCCGUGCAGAGAGAGCCCAAACGGAGACGAAGAAGAGCGUGAGUGCGCGCAAAUCGGAAGAUGCGGAGUGGUGCUGGUUGCUGGAGAGUGGGGAGCGGUUGAGGUUUCUUGUUGAGGAGGUUCUUCCCCGUGCGGAAGAUUCGGACGGGUGAUUUGGUUCCGCAUGUUAGGGUUUGGUUGUUCGAAGGUGAGGGGGGAGAACGUUGUGGGGGAUUCUGUUUCUCGACGGCUUGAGUUUGGCGUAUAGAUACCCUUGUUGUCUGUGUGCGUUUAGCAUGUUACUGGUGUCCUUGUUGUAGUUGUUGUGGUUUGGCCUUUUUUAUAUAUCU